Molecule: messenger RNA, 1382 nt
Organism: Venturia canescens
Lineage: Eukaryota; Metazoa; Arthropoda; Insecta; Hymenoptera; Ichneumonidae
Gene: Nup37
Product: nuclear pore complex protein Nup37
Exons: 4
Coding region: 299-1285 (328 amino acids)
Cellular component (GO): nuclear pore outer ring
Molecular function (GO): protein binding
Source: RefSeq, a predicted model, not a curated record
GCGCCCCCCAGGCGUGUCGAAAUCUCUUCAAAAAUCUCGUUUUGUAAUAACGCGGUCAAAUUUUCGCGCAUUUUUUGUCUAUAACCCCUGUGUUCGUUAUUUUCAAAACUUGCAAGGUUCAUCACGACCGAUCGCUUUUUUUGCGUUCCUAAAUAAUCAUUUGACCUAACUUUUAGAGAAAAGCAACUGAAAUUAAUAUAAGGUUAACUUUAGCUUAAUGUCUGUGCGACAGUCUAUACAAAUAUUAUAUAUAUAGACUCACGGGGUUUGAAUAAGGAACAUUGGAUUAUUGGGGGUUAUGCCGGCAGUUUCAACAAUGGACGAGGCUCUAGUGACUCAGCCAACUACCAAACUAUGUUUUUCCGACCAAAUACAUUGCGUCGAGCUGUCACCUUACGAAUGGUCACAACAUCUUAUUUGCAUCGCUCUUAGUCAGGAAAUUAUCGUAGGAACGGUCCAUUUCCAGGACGAGGAUGAACUCAUCGAGGAUAUUUCUUACAAACCCCUUAGAACAUUUCAUCACGAUACCAGAGUUCACACAAUUGCCUGGAGUCCGGACACUUCGCUGAGCGUUGUUCCCAAAAUUGUUUCUUUCUGCGCAGCUGGGGCAGAUUUUAAGAUACGACUUUACAACAGUAAUCUGAAUGAUGUUCAUGUUUAUGAGAUAUUGGAAAGCCACAAGGAUUACAUAAAUGAUUUGUCGUACGAGUCAGAGGGUGAACUUUUGGCAUCAGUGUCGGACGACCACACGUGCAAGUUGUGGGCCGUGAAGGAGGAACAAAAGUAUGUGACCAGUUUUUAUCUAACAUCGCCAGGAAUGAGCGUUUGUUGGCAUACCGAGGAAUCCGGAAAAUUGUUAGUCGCCGAAAAAAACGGUUUGAUUCAUAUGUACAACGUGAGGAGUCAGCAGGCAAUAAUGUCGUUAGAUGCUGGAGUUAUUCCAUUGACAUGUGCCGACUGGGGACCAAAUCCGUUGAAGGUCGUUUGUCUGGCAUCUGGUGAGCUACUACUGUGGGAUGUUUCGAGACCCAGUCGUCCGACGGAAAGCCGAACGCUUCACAUCGAAGGCGGUCUAUCUGUGAAAUUUGCACGGGGCAACGAGAACCUCGUUGCAAGUCUCGGUCGUCCUGAUAAUCUCGUAAAAGUCACGAAUUUGCGGACUAAACAAGUCGUUAUGUGCGGUAAAGUUCGGCUGGUUGGUAGUAUAACGUGGCAUCACAAAUUACCUUACCUCUGUGCUGCCAACGAUCGUGAACUUUUCUUCUGGCGUUUGAACUCAAAGUGAUGGACCAACGAAAGGUUGCAUCGGUGCCAAUUUGCCAACGAAACAUCCACAUUGCGCUUCGAAAUGAAAUACAAUAAUCGAGAAUAUUUUAAUUGUA